This is a messenger RNA of Dendroctonus ponderosae (mountain pine beetle), 1885 nucleotides long. It is a transcript of the gene Rga, whose product is annotated as CCR4-NOT transcription complex subunit 2. The transcript is spliced from 7 exons. Gene Ontology annotation, biological process: regulation of DNA-templated transcription; nuclear-transcribed mRNA poly(A) tail shortening; regulation of stem cell population maintenance. Gene Ontology annotation, cellular component: P-body; CCR4-NOT core complex. Lineage: Eukaryota; Metazoa; Arthropoda; Insecta; Coleoptera; Curculionidae. The record is from RefSeq and is a predicted model, not a curated record. The coding region runs from base 349 to 1530 and encodes 393 amino acids.
CAAGGCACGGUGACAGUUGAUUAUCAGUAAUGGCGGAAAGCAGUUGGACAAUAACAUUUACCUACAGAGAAUUCGUAAAAACUACCUUAUAGCCCUGCAGGAUAGAUUGGAGAGACAAAGCCCAAAGGACUUGGCCUGUACAUAAGCGACUGGGUGUUAUUUUCAUACAGCCAUAGGCCAGCUGCACACGUUGCAUUUAAGUUUCCUCGCAUUCUGUAAUUAGGAUGUUUGUAUUUUUGUGAUAUAUCUGCCAGAAGAGUUCGAUUCGCGCGAAACAGUGAAAAAAACUGAAAAUUUUCCCCACGGGGCCGUUAUGGUGAAAAGUGGUUGGGCACUUAACAGAUAGCCAUGGCGAACUUGAACUUUACAAGGAACAUUGGAGGUAGCAGCCUCGGAAGGUCUAGUGUUAGUUUUGGAAGUAACUCUAUGUCGGGGCAUGUUACCCCAGUGUUCGGUCAGAGACCACCAUCCGAGAGAAGAACCAUUCCGUCAAUGGGAAACUCGAACCAAAUGGGUAACAUGAACACGUCCAUGAACACCUUGGGUGGUUACAGUUCCUUCAACUCAGUGUUCGGUUCUGGAGAUGGCAACACGCCCUCACUACUCGACUUGAGCGAGUUUCCUUCACUGACCAACCGAAAUUCGGGAGAUGUGCCGCAGCCGAACCCCAUGCCUGGGGCUAAGCCCUACGUUGGCAUGGUGAAGCAGUUCCCCUUUCAGCCGACGUCUGAGUCGAGCGAAUUCACUAUGUCCAGCGAAGACUUUCCAGCGCUUCCCGGCACCCAGAACCGGGCCGAGGGUGCAUCACCCGCCGGCAGCCAAUCGGAUGACAAGGGUGCGCUAGACGGGACGACGAACGAUGCGCAAAGCUCCCAAUCUGGACUCAUUCUACAAUCGGGCGGUUCUCUUUCCGAUAAGAUUGGAUCGAAACAUGCAGGUGGUAUCAGAUCGACGCCAGAUGGGAGAGUGAGUAACAUCCCCUCCAAUAUGGUGUCGGAUCAGUUUGGGGUUGUUGGUUUGCUGGCGUUCCUUCGAGCGGCCGAGUCCGACCCCAACCUGGUCUCACUCGCUCUCGGGCAGGAUCUCACCGUAUUGGGGCUGAAUCUCAAUUCUCCCGAGAACCUCUAUCCGUCGUUCGGAGGCCCUUGGGCAGACCAUCCGUGCCGUCCUCAGGACGUCGACUUCCACGUGCCACCCGAGUACAUUAUCAAUCACGCCAUCAGGAAUAAACUCUCCCCGAUGAAGCUAAACCAGUACAAAGAGGACGUGUUGUUCUUCAUGUUCUACACUAGCGUGGGUGAUGUACUUCAAGUAGCGGCAGCUGCGGAACUGUAUUCCCGGGAGUGGCGGUACCAUAUGGAGGAGAAGGUGUGGAUCACUCAAGUCCCAGGCAUGGUGUUUCUCGAAAAGACGGCCAGUUAUGAAAGAGGCACAUACUACUUUUUUGACGUCCAGAGUUGGAGAAAGGUUGCGAAAGAAUUUCACCUGGAUUACAGUAAGCUCGAAGCGCGGCCCAACUUGGGCACGUGAACACACUUGGCUGAUUCCAUGACGCCCGUUUUCCCCGGGCAUCCCUGCCGCGUAUAAAUAAAUGAAAAGUGUAUACAUUAUAAUAAAACUUGUUAAUUUUAAGGCUAAUUUUGGUCUGGAGCGCGGCGCGUCGCGCUCCAGGUUCGGAUGGGUAUUAACAGUUUCAACGGCAAACAACGCACGAUGGUUUUACAUUGUAAAGAUAUACAUUUUUCAUUUCAUUUGUAUAUUAAUUUGUACAAUAUUAAUAAAUACUUACUGAUUUAUUUUACAUUUGAGUUGAAGGCGUACUCAUCUAGAUCUCCGAUUUUUCUGUGAGCACUGUUUAUGUUGUUUAAUAUAGGAGAACUUUUGA